GAGGCGGCCGCGGGCAGCGGCUGGCGCGGAGCAGCCGGAGUUUGUUCGCUGCCCGUCCUCGUCUCCCUGAUGCUCUGAGCCGGAGUCUCCUCCUCUCCCCGGGCUCGCACCCGGGCUGGAUGCUCCGCUCGCUCCUCGCUUCCCUGCCACUGCCGCCGGCCGCUUCCCGCCGCCCCGCAAGAAAUGGAGCCGUCCGCUGCCCCCCUGGACACCACUCCGGACCCCGCCAUCGUGCAGCCCCCCGGGGCCAACGCGCCGGGAGCCCCCCGGGAGCAGCCGCAGGAGCAGCUGCGGAUCGGGGAGAGCGGGCAGUUCAGCGAGGGGCUGGAGGACAGAGGUUUACUAGAAAGCAGUACAAGGCUAAAACCUCAUGAAGCUCAAAGCUACAGAAAGAAGGCAUUGUGGGUUUCCUGGGUCUCCAUUAUUGUCACACUGGCUCUUGCAGUGGCUGCUUUCACUGUCUCCGUAAUGAGAUACAGUGCAUCAUCCUUUGGAUUUGCUUUUGAUGCCACCCUGGAUGUGUUGUCGUCAGCGAUAGUUCUGUGGCGUUACAGCAACGCAGCCGCUGUGCACUCUGCACACAGGGAGUACAUGGCUUGUGUUAUCUUGGGUGUCAUAUUCCUCCUGUCAUCUAUAUGUAUUGUGAUCAAAGCCAUCCACGAUCUUGCGAAGAGGGUGCUUCCAGAAGUGGAUGAUUUUCUGUAUAGUGUCUCUGUUCUAAGUGGAAUCCUUUGCACUGUCUUGGCAGUAAUCAAAUUUAUGCUGGGAAAGGUCCUUACAAGCAGAGCACUGAUAACUGAUGGUUUCAACUCUCUUGUAGGUGGAAUAAUGGGAUUUUCCAUCCUUCUUAGUGCAGAAGUGUUUAAACACAAUUCUUCUGUCUGGUACCUGGAUGGCAGUAUAGGAGUGUUAAUUGGACUUACAAUAUCUGCCUAUGGAAUCAAGCUGCUCAUCGAUAUGGUGCCCAGGGUGAGGCAAACGCGCCACUACGAGAUGUUCGAGUGACGGUGCCGCCCUCUCCCUGCAAGGACUGUAAAACCACAGCGUCCUACGUCUUGGCAAGUGGUGCCAAUGGUAUUUUCCUGAAUAUGCAGUUUGUUUCCCCGUGGUCUGUUUCUGUUGAAGUUUGUUUGAGUGGGAAAAAUCUCUCUGUAAAUCUGGCAUAUUGUGCACACUGCUUGCGAUUCAGCCAAACAGCAGCGUUUUGGUUUGGUUUUUUUUUCCUUAUUUAUUUCCAGUAUGCUAUUGAUUCCUGUGACAAUAGAAAACAUGCAGUUUGCAGUUUGAACCCAGCUGCCAUGUUGUAUAUUCCAGAGUGAAAGUGUUUUUAAUGGUGUGGUAAGCCUGUGGGUAAAGAAGUGCCAGUUUCAGAUUUGAGUUUUGGAAUUUUUUUUUCCCCCUGGCCUGUAUUUUCCCAAACACAUGCUGUAACAGGAGUACAAUCCUUGCUAACCUCUUCAACUAAGAUUAUCUUACAUAGAGUCUGGACACCAAGAGCUGUGUUGCUUAAAACACUUAAGUAGCUACUUCCACCCUGUUGUUGAAAUAGACACCCAGAAAGAGCAGGUAUAGCCCUUUCUGUGAUCAGAGAGAUACUGCAUUUUAACCCCAAAUUAACUGAAACGAUACCUCUUCAAUUUAAAGUCUAUUUUUUCUUAAUGAGACACUGUUCAUAGCUUUGCAUGGACCAAACAAGCACACAGAGUAUUACUGUACAGACCAAAGCCAAAAGAGUCAUGCAGGGAAGAGGAGCUGCUCAAGGAAUGGGAUUUUCAUCUCCUAUUUUACCAUAUGCAGCUGUACCAGCGUGUGUGACGUUGUGGUUGCUCUGUAGUCUGACAACGGCACAGCAGUGGCUCAAUCUCGUGGUGAGAUACAGAUCUAUUUAUUAGAUUUAGAUUGUCCUGUAAAGUGUUGCUCACUUUCCACCACACAUCUUAUAUAUUACUUAAUAGCAGGUUAAAUGAUCAAAGAAUCUUGAUGUAUAAUCAAUAAAACUGGUAUCUAUUUUAUACAGUAUCUGUAAGUAACAUUUGAAAACUAUUUCCAGAAUGUAUCAUAGAACAAAGUCUUCCUGUAUAGCAGCCUAUUAAACUGGAUUCUCUGGCUAUAGCCAUUUUCUCUUUAUUUUAUGUUUUCCAGGUUGGUUUUCACAACAGAGAAUCAGUAUUUUGCUUCUAUUUAUCACAGGUGAAUAAAAAAUAGGGCAGACCACUGCAGAGCUUGAAACAAGACCAUGGUAACAGAUGUCUUCAGCCAGGCAGUGCUUCCCUGAGGUCCUGCAGGCCAAGGCUCCCAAGCAAGGAAGGACACACGGUGAGACCGAACAGCUGGAGUCUGUUCUGUGCAAACUGCUCCCAGGUUUUUUUGCUACAAAGAUUUACUACCUACAUUUUAGCUAAAUGCAAUGCCCAUAAUCAAUAAAAUAAAAUAGCAAGUCCUGACAAGCAUAAGCACAAACACAGGGCAGUGUGAGGCAGCAAAGUGAGUGUUCCAGCUCUUGCACACUGAGGGGAAGUGUUUUGAGAGCAGCACAAAGUCCCAGCAAAAUGUUUCCAUCUGUGGACUCUCCACCAGCUGGAGUUUGGCUAAACCCAGUUUAAGCAUGUGAGAGUUGAAGUAUUCAGUAUUUAAGCUCCCCCAAAUGAGCUUUCCAAUACAGCUGCAUGGUGUAUUUUUUAUUCCAAGUUCUAAUUUUCAUGGAUUUUUUUUUUCCAUUAUGUGACUGCAACACAGCCCACAUUUAACUCUAGCUGCUCACCAUUUUACAGAUGUCUCUUCAGCUUUUUAGAUGUCAAAGCUGAACAACAAUUAAGGGAAUGAAACAGGAAGGAAAACAUUUCCAAAAAUAAGCAGAACAAGAGCCUGAAUGAGCAGUGUCCUCCACUAAUUCAUUUUGAUGGUAGGAAACAUUUGGAAACUGUGGUAUGUUGAACAGCAACGCAGAACCAACAACAUUUUCACCCGAUUUAGUCCAAGGGGAAGUAUGCCAAGGACCAUAAAAAGGGGCAAGUGAUGAAGGAUAUUCACAUACUUUUCCUCACUGAAACAGCCAUAAAAGGCUCUUGCAGCAGCACUGCACAGUGGAAAAACCACCCUCUGUAGCCAUAAUGCACAGAACUCCCAGUGAAGACACUGGCCAAGUGGAUAAUCCAAACCCACCUCACAGACCCUCUCCCAGCCUGCAGGCAUCUUUUUGACAUCUUUAUGCCCUUGCUUGCCAGGGUGUGUGUCAUUAAUUGGGAGAGGGACAAUACAAGGCAUCUCAAGCUGAAUUUACUGACUUCUGUACUCUUCUCAUUCUACAGUACUCACUUUUGUGUGGCCACAGUAAAAAUAAAAAACCAAAACCUCCACAAAGAAAAAACUUUGAUAAAGGUAAUGCUGGAAAAAAAUGAGCUGUUGCUUCUCUCCAGUGUAGUUGUGCUUUUUUGUUUUUUUUUUAAUACAUAGCAACUGUGCUACAAAUGGGUAUUUUUUUAAUGAUAAAGAGCUGUCUUCAAUUUGGUUGGUUUUUUUUUUUUUUAACUAUUAUUUUUUCCACUGCAUACCACUCCUGCAUUAAUUGCUCUAUUACUCUUGGAUGCCUCCACCAAAACCUCUCCACAUUCCCAGCAGCUGACAACAGAGAGCCCUUCCCUCAGUCUUGGCUGGGGUAGGCAGAAAAGGUCUGUCAGCAGAAUGGGUGCCACUGAAAUACCCUGACAGCUUCCCUGGAGAAGUUUCACUCUGGACAUUUGGAUUUAUUCAGAGCUGCCAAGGUGAUUUCAUGUGGCACCUCUCAAGUGCACUGAAUGCACACCCCAAUGCCACACAGGCCAAAACUUCAUGCCUGAGCCCUUGUUCCACAUGCAAAUGUUUCAUAAGCUCCCAAGCACUCUGUUAAAUUGGAUCCUGCAGGAGAACACUCUAAAGCUGCUAUUUUACCAGCUAUUUUUAUUUAUUUAUUUACCAGAUAUUUUUAUUUAUUUAUUUUAUUUAUUUAUCUAUUUAUUUAUUAAUUUAGUGUAGCUCUAUCUUUCAACUCCACAGUGCAUUGUGCCUGUAAGUCUUGCAGGCCUGAGAGCCACUGUGCAAUUCCAGUCUCACUUUCCCUUUCUCCCAAAUUUACAGUGUGCUGUAAAUUCAAUGUCUGCUGUAAUUGAGCGAGCUAUAAAUUUAUAGGAAAGCAGGAAUUCCUAACUACUGCUGUGACAAAACUGCCUCAUGAAAGAAGGCUUCAUGUAUUCCAUUAUCCAACUCAGGUUUAAAACAAAACAAAGCAAACUGUUCAUUACUCACCUGAUGUUCUUCUGGCUGAGGCAUGGACUGUGCAGAGGUGGGGCAGCAACAGAAACACCCAGCUGCAGAGUUGGAAGAAGCCACACAAAUGCAGUUUGGGAGAAAAUGCAGCUCGUGGCAUUCCCAUUUAAGCACAAAACAAUCAUAAAUCCAAAUCACACAAGAAAAAAGUUUAUUGAAAAAUAAAUUCUCCCUAGUUUUUUUCUACAACAGUGAAAACAAAGCAUUUUUCUAUGCCAUUAAAGUACAGACAUUUACUGUUCUAAAAAAAAAAACAUAAAUCAAAAAAAUCCCAUCCUAUUGAACCCCAGGAACUUGGCAGUAUAUGAACCACUGCGUUCUGUUUGAAUCCAACUGCUUGAACGUAAUAUAGUGGAACACAACCAUUGAAAUAAAACAAAGGAUUAACCUAUUAGGGGAGAAUUCAAACCAAACACCCCAUAGUACCAGCCUAACCCUGAAGUUCUUGUGUACAUUUAAAACCCCUCCUUGACUCCACAUGAUUGUUUGCAAAAAACAAUAUUUUACUUUCAGUGAAUUCAGUAGAGUUUUUUCCCAAUUUACACUGCUACAGGGCUUAUUCAGACUCUGACCCUCUUCACCUAUGAAGAGGGAGACUCCUCCAGGGAAUGCUGCAGACCAGAACCAAAAGAGCUGCCCCAAAUUGCACCCUGGAGAAUCUCUGUGCCUUGGUUAGCUCAGCAAGCUCAGGGGGAUCAAUGUCUCCAAGCCCAAAUUAGCUUUGUAAAUAUUCCCUGAUAUUUUUCUUCUCUUAGAAUCUUCAGGGUGACUUUUCU
Molecule: messenger RNA, 5078 nt
Organism: Poecile atricapillus (Black-capped chickadee)
Lineage: Eukaryota; Metazoa; Chordata; Aves; Passeriformes; Paridae
Gene: TMEM163
Product: transmembrane protein 163
Exons: 9
Coding region: 184-1005 (273 amino acids)
Cellular component (GO): synaptic vesicle membrane
Molecular function (GO): zinc ion binding
Source: RefSeq, a predicted model, not a curated record